CAAAGUACCACUUAGCAUCAGAGUCAAGAUUACAUCAUAUCUUUUGCCUCUGAUUUCUGGCAAUAGCUCGGAGCAGCAAAGUCGAAAAUGGCAGCACGUGGAAUUCUCUUAGCUUCACUUCUUUUCUUCUCUUGCCUAGCAGUAACCUGUUAUGGAAUUGUUCUCUUUUCUUCUCUACCAAGUACCCUUGUAGUCACUGCUUCACCCAAACAAGGACAAGUUCUAAAAGCUGGUGAAGAUAAAAUUGCUGUAACGUGGGGCCUAAACCAGAGUUUGCCAGCUGGGGUUGACUCUGCCUACAAGACCAUAAAACUCAAGCUAUGCUACGCGCCCAUAAGCCAAGUAGAUCGCGCGUGGAGGAAGACAGUGGACAACCUAGCAAAAGACAAGACAUGUCAGUUCCUGAUCGUUUCUCGACCGUACGAUGGGUCAAACAAGGCGGUACAGAGCUACGAAGGAACAGUAGAGCGUGACGUGCCCACGGCCACGUACUUUGUACGCGCCUAUGCUUACAACUCUGACAACGUUGAGGUUGCCUAUGGUCAAACAACCGACUCACACAAAACCACUGACUUGUUUCAAGUCCAAGCAAUCAGUGGCCGCCACGUGUCCCUAGAUAUUGCCUCGGCUUGCUUCAGUGCUUUCUCGGUUGUGUCCCUCAUUGGGUUCUUUGUAGUUGAGAAGAGAAGGGCAAAACAGUCUCAGCCGAAGUGAAAAAAAAGAAGCAAAAAAUCAAAUAUUUGCUUGUGUCAAAUUAUGUUAAAUAGUAAUAAUAAUUUUCAUGGUGUUUUGGCUUUCCUAUAUAUAUGUGAUAUAUAUUAAGGCUCCA
Quercus robur (English oak) is the source of this 829-nucleotide messenger RNA. RefSeq names its product high-affinity nitrate transporter 3.2. Gene Ontology annotation, cellular component: plasma membrane. Lineage: Eukaryota; Viridiplantae; Streptophyta; Magnoliopsida; Fagales; Fagaceae. Gene Ontology annotation, molecular function: nitrate transmembrane transporter activity. The record is from RefSeq and is a predicted model, not a curated record. The transcript is spliced from 2 exons. The coding region runs from base 88 to 714 and encodes 208 amino acids. Gene Ontology annotation, biological process: response to nitrate; nitrate transmembrane transport.